UCGCACCGGAGCGCUACUUGUAGUUUCAGACCCUGGACCGCGCAGCAGCGAAGCAGAUGCCUGUGAGGCGUCCUGGGCGGUGACCCGGAGCCGAGAGCAUCACCCCGCCCCGCAUCCUUCCUCCCUCUGUUUUCUUUUACACCCCUCCCUCCAGUCGGCGACGACUGGCUCUUGGCUCGGUUCAGGUGAGGAGCUGUGCCGCCGCGGCCGAGCUGGGCGCCCCGAAAUGGCCGCUGGCUUGAGCUGUCUAAAAUGGCGGUCUGGCUCAGCCGAGGACCGCGGCGCUGUCCGCAGCCCCGCCGCGCCCUGGACCGUUGGCUGAUGGAGAUGAAGUCGAAAGGUGUCGGGUGCAGACAACACGGGGAGCGAGAGGAGUCCUGAGGCGAGGGUGGGCUGCGACGGGAAACGAGCCCCCGAGAUGUGGCGACCCCGAGUCACUGAAGGAUGGGCGCGCGGGCCGCAGGUGGAGGUGACCCAGGAACACACACAGAUCGUUUUAGUGCUUGGAGAGAGAGAAGAGAAACCAUGAACUUACAAGUAGUGGGCACGUGGGCUGUGCAGUCAAACUCUUGGUGCUCUGUUCUUGAGUCUUCACUAAGGUGUUGACUAAAAUGCAUUGACUUAGCAGGUAACAACAUCUUUGUGUCUUUCUCUAAAGUGCAGUCAAUAAUCUCAGAUUCUUGAACAUUAGAUGAAUUAAUAAAACAGCAGAUAGUAAACAAUAGUUAGUAAAUGCCGUCAAAGGAGACUGAUUAGUGAAGGGACAAAAUUGGUUAUCCCAAUCGUAUCAUAUAAUACAUGUAUAGUUUCAUUUUAGAUUCAGUGCUUAGCGUCAGAGACUGAUAGGGGGCUGUACUUUUUAAAAAAUAGGUUUAGUUUUGAGUUUUCAUAUUUCUAUGAAGUCAGUGGAUAAGGAAGCAUUUCGCAGUAGUGGUAUGGCCAGGAUAUUAAGUGGGAGGAAAAUACCUGUGUUUUUCCUUUACUGGAUGCUAGACAUUCUCUGUUUCUAAGAGCUUCACUGUAGUGAAGAGACAUUUGUACUGUCUGUAUCUAAAAUAUAGAUGGGCAUCCGCUUGUUGCAAUGUCUAAUUGUAAUUUUUCUCAUUCUAGGCUUUCGGUUAUUCCCCUUCCCACCCAGUCCCUUAAUGUUAUUCUUUUGAAGAGUCUACAUGUCAAGCUGCUAAGCUGGAGACAGUGCUUGCAGAAAGACAUACACAUCAUUUCAGUUCUUAUUUUUAUGUGAUAAUCUACCCUUAAGAAAGGUGUGCCAUACCUGAAAGCACCAGGAAGUCACGUGAGAGAGCACCUGAUAAAAGAACUGAUGUUCACCCUGCACUGAUGCGCAGGCAACAUUUGCAUAUCAACUGAUGUCUUGCUAUACAUCAUCUCAACUCUCCUCUGUUUCCUGUCUUGUAACGCAACACAUUUGUGAUAUUCAGUGUUAGGUAUAAAGUAACCAUGUUUUGUACCACAAAUUCAUUGCCCAUGGAUCUUUUGCUGAAACAAGGAAGUCUUAAACAAGAAGUAGAAUCAUUCUGUUACGAAAUUGUAUCUGAAUCAAACAAUCACAAGGUUGGAAUAUUACAAAGUGAAGAUGACCAGGUACAGCCUUCAGUUCCUGAAAAAUCAGAAGGUGAGCUUGCCAGGGUAAGAUUUAUGUCUAAUUCCAGUAAAAUAGCUACAUUUAGUAAGAGACCAAAAAGAAGAAAAUAUGAUGAAAGUUAUCUGUCUUUUGGAUUUACUUACUUUGGAAAUAGAGAUGCACCUCAUGCUCAGUGUGUAUUAUGUAAGAAAAUUUUAUCAAAUAGUUCUUUAGCCCCCAGUAAGCUUCGAAGGCAUUUGGAAACUAAGCAUGCUGCAUAUAGAGACAAAGACAUCAGCUUUUUCAAGCAGCAUCUGGAUUCACCUGAACAUAAUAAGCCUCCGGCACCUAAAAUUGUCAAUACAGAUAAUGAAAGUGCCACGGAAGCAUCAUACAAUGUAAGUUACCAUAUAGCCCUAAGUGGAGAGGCUCACACUAUUGGAGAAUUGCUUAUCAAACCUUGUGCAAAGGAUGUAGUGAUGCGGAUGUUUGAUGAACAAUAUAGUAAAAAAAUAGAUGCAGUACAACUCUCGAACAGUACAGUUGCACGUCGAAUUAAAGACCUAGCUGCUGACAUUGAAGAGGAGCUUGUGUGUAGACUGAAAAUUUGUGAUGCAUUUUCAUUGCAACUAGAUGAAUCCGCUGAUGUUUCAGGACUUGCUGUACUGCUUGUAUUUGUUCGUUAUAGGUUUAAUAAGUCUAUUGAGGAAGACCUACUUUUGUGUGAAUCUCUGCAGAGUAAUGCUACUGGUGAAGAAAUCUUCAACUGCAUUAACAGUUUUAUGCAGAAACAUGAAAUUGAGUGGAAAAGAUGUGUUGAUGUGUGCAGUGAUGCUUCUAGGGCAGUGGAUGGAAAAAUUGCCGAGGCUGUCACCUUGAUGAAGUACAUGGCUCCGGAAAGCACCAAUAGUCACUGCUUGUUGUACCGACAUGCACUAGCUAUGAACAUCAUGCCCAUGUCGCUGAAGAAUGUGCUAGAUCAAGCAGUACAGAUAGUCAAUUACAUUAAAGCUCGACCACAUCAAUCUCAACUACUAAAAAUUUUAUGUGAAGAAAUGGGUGCUCAGCACACAGCACUUCUUCUAAAUACAGAAGUGAGGUGGCUUUCCCGAGGUAAAGUUCUUGUAAGACUUUUUGAGCUUCGGCGUGAACUGUUGGUUUUCAUGGAUUCUGCUUUUCGACUGUCUGAUUGUUUAACAAAUUCUUCUUGGCUGCUAAGACUUGCAUAUCUUGCUGACAUUUUUACUAAAUUAAAUGAAAUCAAUCUGUCAAUGCAAGGAAAAAAUGUUACAGUGUUUACAGUGUUUGAUAAAAUGUCAUCACUGUUAAGAAAAUUGGAGUUUUGGGCUUCAUCUGUAGAAGAAGAAAACUUUGAUUGUUUUCCUACACUCAGUGACUUUUUGACUGAAAUUAAUUCUAUGGUUGAUAAAGACAUUUGUACUGCUAUCAUACAGCAUCUGAGGGGUUUGCGCACCACUCUUCUAAAAUACUUUCCUAUAACAAAUGACAAUAAUGCUUGGGUUAGAAAUCCAUUUACAGUAACAGUUAAACCAGCCUCAUUAGUCGCACAGGACUAUGAAAGCCUGAUUGACUUAACAUCUGAUUCCCAAGUGAAACAGAGUUUUAGUGAACUUUCAUUAACUGACUUUUGGAGUGGCCUAAUUCAAGAAUACCCAAGCAUUGCAAGGCGUGCAGUCCGUGUGCUUCUUCCCUUUGCUACAAUGCACCUGUGUGAAACAGGGUUUUCCUAUUAUGCUGCAACAAAAACCAAAUACAGGAAAAGACUUGAUGCUGCACCUCAUAUGCGGAUCCGAUUAAGCAACAUUACACCUAAUAUUAAACGGAUAUGUGAUAAAAAGACACAAAAACACUGCUCUCAUUAAAAUGGAAGUGUUCUGCAUGCCUCUUGGUAACUGUACAAUGAAAAUAAAAGAUAAUUUACUUCA
Nannospalax galili (Upper Galilee mountains blind mole rat) is the source of this 3528-nucleotide messenger RNA. RefSeq names its product zinc finger BED-type containing 5 (gene Zbed5). The transcript is spliced from 3 exons. The record is from RefSeq and is a predicted model, not a curated record. Gene Ontology annotation, molecular function: DNA binding. The coding region runs from base 1459 to 3465 and encodes 668 amino acids. Lineage: Eukaryota; Metazoa; Chordata; Mammalia; Rodentia; Spalacidae.